Molecule: messenger RNA, 4938 nt
Organism: Leptopilina heterotoma
Lineage: Eukaryota; Metazoa; Arthropoda; Insecta; Hymenoptera; Figitidae
Gene: E75
Product: nuclear hormone receptor E75
Exons: 5
Coding region: 346-3000 (884 amino acids)
Biological process (GO): positive regulation of transcription by RNA polymerase II; negative regulation of transcription by RNA polymerase II; hormone-mediated signaling pathway
Molecular function (GO): RNA polymerase II cis-regulatory region sequence-specific DNA binding; nuclear receptor activity; zinc ion binding
Source: RefSeq, a predicted model, not a curated record
GUCAGACCAACGCGAACCUCCCUCGAGCGAAGACUCACUUUCACUCUCUAUCAAACGAACGAACGCGUGUGUGCUCAAUAGCAAAACGAUUAGAAUUAGAAGGAUAUUUUUUUGCUAAUUUUUCAAAUAAUCGAGAAUAAUCGAAAUACUUGAAUUGAAAUACUCGAAUGAAAAGUGAAGUGGAGUGUGGCAAGUGUGUUUAAAUGUCGUUAUGCAUGUGGACUACGUGCAGUGUUGUCGUGCUUUGUGCAUACGAUAAUCUUUGGGAUUAUUUUUUAAAACAGUUGUCGGCAUUCUUGUAAUUUGGAUUAAUUUGCGGUUCAUGAGAAGAAACAAGUUUUCAAGAUGAUUCUUGCUCCGGACAGUAGUAUGCAGGUUUUGGCAGUGCCACCUGCUCCAGAAUCGCCAAUUUCAUCCAUAUCCUCACAUUGCUCGCGAGGAUCCAAUGUUUCAAUGGUAUCCUGCAUGUCGAGCAUGUCCCCUUCUUACAGAGUUGCUCAAGUCCCUCAUCUCAACCCUAAUAUGCCCACGAUGGACUCGACUGUCUCCUCGGCCAGGCCUGAGCCUGAACUUAACAUAGAAUUUGAUGGAACCACAGUUCUAUGCAGAGUUUGUGGCGACAAAGCCUCUGGUUUUCAUUAUGGAGUUCAUUCCUGUGAAGGAUGCAAGGGUUUUUUCCGAAGGAGUAUCCAGCAGAAAAUUCAGUACAGGCCUUGCACCAAGAAUCAACAGUGCAGCAUUCUUCGGAUCAACAGAAAUCGUUGUCAGUACUGUCGUCUCAAGAAGUGCAUCGCUGUUGGCAUGAGUCGAGAUGCUGUUCGAUUCGGGCGUGUGCCUAAAAGAGAGAAGGCAAGAAUUUUGGCUGCAAUGCAGCAGAGUUCUCACAGUCGCUCUCAGGAGAAGGCAGUAGCUGCCGAAUUGGAGGAUGAACAACGUCUUUUGUCCACUGUUGUUCGUGCUCAUUUGGACACGUGCGAUUUUACGAGAGACAAGGUUGCUCCGGUUCUCGCCAGAGCAAGGGAAACUCCAAACUACACCGCAUGUCCACCAACCUUGGCUUGCCCAUUGAAUCCAAACCCACAGCCGUUGACCGGUCAACAGGAAUUGUUGCAAGACUUUUCCAAGAGGUUCUCACCAGCAAUUCGUGGUGUAGUGGAAUUUGCAAAACGGAUCCCGGGCUUCAGUUUACUCGCCCAGGAUGAUCAAGUUACUUUACUAAAAGCCGGAGUAUUUGAAGUUCUGUUGGUUCGAUUGGCUUGUAUGUUCGACGCGCAAACCAACAGCAUGAUCUGUCUAAACGGUCAAGUGCUCAAGCGAGAGUCCAUCCACAACAGCAGUAAUGCCAGAUUCCUCAUGGAUUCCAUGUUCGACUUUGCAGAGAGAGUGAACUCGCUGAGAUUGUCGGACGCCGAAUUGGGUCUCUUCUGUUCCGUGGUAGUGAUUGCCGCUGAUCGACCUGGACUAAGGAACACCGAACUGGUUGAACGCAUGCACAACAAACUGCGCAAUGCCCUUCAAACAGUCUUGGCUCAAAAUCAUCCUCAACAUCCAGACAUCCUGAGGGAGCUUCUCAAGAAAAUUCCGGAUCUCAGAACACUCAACACUCUCCAUUCGGAAAAAUUGCUGGCUUUCAAGAUGACUGAGCAGCAGCAGCAGUUGCAGGCCCAACAGCAACAGGCUCAACACGCCGCUUCCAUGCAACAACACUGGCCUAUGGAGGAGGAUCCGGUAGUGUCCUGGGGAUCCGUCUCGGACAUUGCCCUCGACGAGGCUGUCAAGAGUCCCCUCGGUAGUGUCUCGAGUACGGAGAGCACGUGCAGUGGGGAAGUCGCAGCCUUGACGGAAUACCAUCACGUGGCGGCGUCCAGUGGUCAUCAUGCUUCCAACGCGCCACUCCUCGCGGCCACCCUCGCCGGCGGUCUGUGUCCCCAUCGUCGGAGAGCGAACUCCGGCAGUACGAGUUCCGGCGACGACGACAUGCAUCGCGCGUCCCUCUCGAAAACACCUCAACCACCCCAGUGUCCGCGUUUCCGUAAAUUGGACUCGCCAAGUGACAGUGGAAUCGAAUCGGGUACCGAGAAGGCCGACAAGCCGGCCAGCAGUAGCGCGAGUAGUGCACCCACUUCGGUUUGCUCCAGUCCACGCUCCGAGGACAAGGAAGUCGAAGACAUGCCAGUGUUGAAACGAGUCCUUCAAGCUCCUCCCCUCUACGAUACCAACUCACUGAUGGACGAGGCCUACAAACCUCACAAGAAGUUCCGCGCCCUCCGGCAGAAGGACAGUGCAGAAGCCGAGCCAGCCGUGGUGCAACACACUCAGUCGCAACUUCAUCUUCACUUGACGUCGCCCCCGGUGCGAAGUCCAUCAACUCAAACGCAAUCUCAUUGUCCGCAAACAGCGAGCCUCCUCAGCAGCACUCAUUCCACCUUGGCCAAGAGUCUAAUGGAGGGUCCCAGAAUGACCGCCGAGCAAAUGAAGCGCACAGACAUCAUUCACAACUACAUCAUGCGUGGCGAGGCCAGUCCGCGAUCACCCACAACCUCGCCGUCGCCCGCCGAGCAGUGCGCCUCAACGACAACCAUCACCCGCAGUCCCCAGGGCUCGCAGGGUCUUCUCCAGUGCGCCACUUCCGCCUACUCCACCUCAAGAUGGCCCGCAACUUCCGUCAUCACGACGACCACCGGCGCUCGCCAACAGCAUCAGAACAAUCAUAAUCAUCACCAUCAUCAGUCUUCGUCGGACUACUUAGUCGUCGGCAACUCGCCCGCAUCGUCGCCCAGGUAUCUCUCGGCGGCGGCGACGAGUAGCACGAGUACGAGUCCAAGGCCUACCUCAAGCACAGCAGCGACCCUCGUCCUCUCCGGCUGUCCCAGCAACAUGAUGGAACUCCAAGUCGACAUCGCCGACAGUCAGCAACCACUGAACCUCUCCAAAAAAUCACCAUCUCCAUCACCAAGGCCUUUAGUUGGACCCUGCAAGGCUCUCUCCCUUGAGGCGUAGUGCUUUUUACGAGUGGCGAGUUCAUCGCCCCCAACUCCAAAAAAGUGCCAGGACGCUCCAAGCGCGUGACAAACCAAAUAAUUUAUUAAAAGAAAAUUGUGAAAAACAGGUGGGAACACGGGAUUCUAAGUUUCUCUUUUUGUGUCUGUGAGAAAAAAUGAGAUUUUUUCAAAAGUGCCAGUGUCGCUGAUAGACGCUUUCAAAAAGUGCCAAAAAAAAUAAAUAUCAGUGCUGCGCGUUUCUUCCCCCCCACCUGUAUCCCCAUUGCUAAUCUAUCCCAAACUUUCCCAUCAAAAAGUCAGGAUAGCAAUCAGCAAUAAAAAUUCUCGUAACGCUAAAAAAAAAAUUGUCAACGUUACAAAAAAAAUGGAAUAAUCUACUACAUGUGAUAAUCAUGAAAAUCGCGCAUUCUGUACAGCCUCCACAUCAUUCAUCAAUCAUCUACUCUACUAUAAUUAUUAAAUAUUAUAAAAAAAUCAUUAAUGUUAUUGUACUAUCCUAAGACAUAGUAAUCGUAAAAAAAAAUUUUUGUCUUGUGUGUAUGAGUCAAAAAAAUGUUUAAUGUAUAUUGUGUGAAAAUGAACCUGGGCAAUCGACAAGAAGAAAAUAAAAAUCAAUCCACUCGAGAAAUAGAAUUAAAAAAAAAAGCCAGAAGCUAUUAAAGUUUUAAGCGUUUUGUUAUGAGACUGAUCGGUCCGCCGCGGCCUCCAGUUUGCAAUUACCGUACCUUUAUACCACAUGUUUGUGUCUGUCUAAAAUACCGAGGAACCAGAAUUUAAAAAAAUCGUGUUUUAGCAGAAUAGAAAUUGUAGUUUCUAAAGCAAAAAAAAAAAAAGAGUAAAUGCAAAUAUUUGUCGUCGCAUGAAUGAAUGAGAGUCAAAAAAUUAAAGAAAAAAAAAUAAUUAUGGACUGAAUGAGUGGAAUAGACGAAAAAAGAAUCGACGAAAAAAAAAGUGGUGUAAAUAGUUAAAAACUAAGGAUUUAGAAUUUUAGGCGCGAGUGGCGUGAGUUUCGUAGAAAAGCGAGAAAUCGCGGCGGGCCGCCGCCAAUGUGUUGUUGAGACGCCCGCCCCGCCCCCGUUUCCCAUUAAUCCAAAAGCACCCCAUAUUAAAAAAAGGCAUGUUGCAAAAAUAAAAAAAAGAAAAGUGAAAAAAACGAUCCGAAAAAAACACAUCUAGUUGCGCACCUCUGUCUCUACGUAGCAGCAUUCGUUUCUUCGCUAAUGCGCUGCUUUGCUCUUCUACGUAUUUAUUGUAUUCGGAAUCAUUCCUGAUUCGUUAUCGUUGCAUGUAAAAAAAAACCCCUUUUCCUUCCUCUCUUCCCCCCCCCCUGGUCUCCCUUGGUCCUCUCGUCCUUUCGUCCCUUGGCAGAUUGUUUCCUCUCGUGAUCGUGCACUCCUUUCGUAGUCAUUUGUCCAUUUAAUACAAAAAUUCUCAAUGAAAAAUCCAAAAAAAAAAACGAUAAUACAAUAUAAAUUCUAUAUUUAUGACCAAUUUUUCAAAUUUAUCCCCAGACCUCCAAAAAAAAAUAACCCAGCCCGCAAAAUAAGAAAAAAACUAGCGUUGAUAUUCGUAUACUGUUAUUGCAUAAACUACACAUAAUGAAUUAUUAUAGUAAACGAUACAUAAAGUAUGAUAUAUUUCUCUAUCCAUUAAGAAAUGAAAUAAAAAAAAUACAAACAGUUGUUUCCGGUGAAGUUAGAAAUGAAAAGAUUGUAAAACACUCACACUCAAAUUGACAUAUAUUCGUACACAAUCACUCACAUCAAAACAUUUUUGAAUGAAAUAGGCAAACAAAGAAAAAGAAAAUGAUGGAAAAAAUAAUACUGUACAAGAAAAAAAAUACAAAGUAGCCCCGCAUAUUGCCCAGUGAGCACGUCAUUUUUGUACGCUUGGGAGUUGUGAGGUCGUCUGAAUAAACAUUGUCUGGUGAAUUAUA